AUGAAAAUUAACAUAAUUUUCUCUUACAUUUUCCUUUUGUUUACUUCCAUCUCUGCUUACACUUACUUGGAUUAUAUCAAACCAAAUCUCACUGCUUCAUAUCUUCAAUUGAUUGAUGACUCUGGCUCCUUCUUAUUGUCUCCCAAUAAAACAUUCAAGGCUUCUAUAUUCAAUCCCGGUGGUCAACAAACCAGUUUCUAUCUGUGUGUCAUUCAUGUUGCGUCAAGCACUAUCAUUUGGUCUGCUAACCGGAAUGCUCCCAUCUCUAAUUCUGGUAAAAUGAGUCUAACCGUCAAAGGGAUUACAGUUGCAGAUAAAGAUGGAAACACCAAAUGGUCAACACCACCAUUGAAAUCACGAGCAUAUAAGCUUGUACUGACUGAGAUGGGAAAUCUUAUUUUACUUGAUCAGUCCAACGAUUCUCUUUGGGAGAGCUUCCAAUAUCCAACUGACACAAUUGUCAUUGGACAACGUUUGCCGGUUGGAGCAUCGCUGUCAAGUGCUGCAUCCGAUUCAGACUUGUCAACUGGAAACUACAACCUGACAAUUACUGCCUCUGAUGCAAUACUGCAAUGGUAUGGACAGACAUACUGGAAACUAUCGACGGCUACAAACGUCUAUAAGAAUUCAAAUGAUAUGGUGGAAUACAUGGCAAUAAACAGAACAGGUUUUUAUCUCUUUGGACAUGAUGGUAUAGUGGCUGUCUUUCAUGUGGGCUUGCCACUAACCAAUUUUCGAAUUGCAAAGUUGGCUCUCUCUGGCCAGUUUACUAUUAGCAGCUUUUCUGGCACUGACUGGAAGAAGGAAUUUGUGGGGCCAGAUGACGGUUGUCAAACUCCCUCAGUUUGUGGCAGAGUAGGUUUAUGUGCUGAUGACACUACAUUAUCUACACCUGUUUGCUCUUGUCCCUCAAACUUCCGUGUAGACUCAGGUAAUUUUGGUGGUUGUGUGCCAAGCAAUGGAUCUUAUUCUUUGCCAUUUGCUUGUGGUUCUACUGAUUACCAUAGUCAAUCAAAUUCUUCAGUUGUUUCGUUUUUGAAACUAGGGUAUGGUCUGGAGUACUUUCACAAUUUUUACUCUGAUCCAAUUAUGUAUGGAGUGAAUUUAUCUGUCUGUCAAAGUCUUUGUUCCAGUAACUGUUCCUGCUUGGGAUUUUUCUAUGAAAAUGCAUCUGGUUCUUGUUACAUGAUCGAAAAUGAGUUGGGAUCCAUUCAGUCAAGAGAUGCAGGUGAAAGAGACAUGUUGGGCUUCAUUAAAGCUAUUGUUGGUGUAUCUAAAAUUACUAAUGAUGAACAAACUUAUUCUCAAGAGGGUUUUCCCGUGGCUGCUGCCGUGAUGUUACCUAUUACUGGAUUCGUUCUUUUUAUGGUACUAUUUUUCUUCUUGUGGAGAAGAUUGAAACUGUCAAAGAUGCAAGAAGUUAAAUUAGGGAAAGCCAGCUCACAUUCUUCAGGGGACCUGGAUGCCUUCUUCAUUCCGGGCUUACCUACAAGGUUUGACUAUGAGGAACUUGAGGAGGCUACGGAUAAUUUUAAGACUCUAGUUGGGUCAGGUGGGUUUGGUGCUGUGUACAGGGGUGUACUGUCUAAUAAUACGGUUGUGGCUGUAAAGAAACUUGUCAAUAUAGGCAUUCAAGGGAAAAAAGAUUUUUGCACUGAGAUUGCUGUUAUUGGAAAUAUUCACCAUGUUAAUUUGGUCAAACUGAAAGGUUUUUGUGCUCAAGGGAGACAUCGUAUGUUGGUUUAUGAGUACAUGAAUCGUGGAUCCCUGGAUCGCAUCCUGUUUGGUGGUGGACCCGUUUUAGAAUGGCAAGAGAGGCUUGAUGUGGCACUUGGAACAGCACGUGGACUUGCUUACCUGCACGGUGGCUGUGAGCUGAAGAUAAUUCAUUGUGAUAUCAAACCCGAGAACAUUCUUUUGCAAGAUAACUUUCAGGCUAAGAUAUCUGAUUUUGGACUCUCGAAAUUCCUUAGCCCUGAAGAGUCUGGUUUAUUCACAACAAUGAGAGGCACUCGUGGUUAUCUUGCUCCAGAGUGGCUUACAAACUCUGCAAUUUCAGAAAAGACUGAUGUCUAUAGUUUUGGAAUGGUGCUGCUCGAACUGAUCAGUGGAAGGAAGAAUUGUUUUUUUAGGUCAAGAAGCCAUAGUGUAGAUGACAGCAACAGUGGUCGAGGCCAUUCACCAACCUCAUCAACAACUGGAUUGGUUUAUUUUCCUCUAUUUGCUUUAGAGAUGCAUGAACAAGGGAGUUACCUGGAGUUGGCUGACCCAAGGCUAGAAGGACGGGUUACAAAUGAUGAGGUGGAGAAACUAGUUCGCAUUGCCUUGUGCUGUGUUCAUGAAGAACCACCACUUAGGCCAAAUAUGGCUACUGUUGUUGGCAUGUUGGAAGGUGGGACUCCAUUGCCGCAGCCAAGGAUGGAAUCUUUGAACUUCCUGCGCUUUUAUGGCCGUAGGUUUACUGAGGCUUCCAUGAUUGCAGAGGAAAAUGAGUCUGGCUCUAUGAUGCAUCAACAAGCACGUAAUUCUACAAGCAUGACAAGUGGUUCACAAACUGGUUUUUCUUACAUAUCUUCACAAAAUAUCUCAGGGCCAAGAUAG
This is a messenger RNA of Gastrolobium bilobum, 2601 nucleotides long. RefSeq names its product G-type lectin S-receptor-like serine/threonine-protein kinase At5g35370. Gene Ontology annotation, biological process: recognition of pollen; protein phosphorylation. The transcript has a single exon. The coding region runs from base 1 to 2601 and encodes 866 amino acids. Gene Ontology annotation, molecular function: ATP binding; protein serine/threonine kinase activity. NCBI's taxonomy places the organism in Eukaryota, Viridiplantae, Streptophyta, Magnoliopsida, Fabales, Fabaceae. The record is from RefSeq and is a predicted model, not a curated record.